UGAGGGCUUUCAUCCCUGCUGGGGUACCUAGGGAAGCUGGGGCCCCAGGUGCAGGGGCAAGGCCAUACUGCUGAGGUCCCAUGCAACCCUGCGGGUCCUAUACACCCUCCUCACAGCCCCAGGGGCCCGCCCCCUGCCCUCCCUGUACACUCCAGCUGAAAUCCGAACACCUCCUGAGCACAAACCUGACCCCCCAGGAAGCUCCCAGAACACAGAGCCUCUUUCACCUGGACACCUGCAGCUUAUGUAAGCAGCUCCAGCCCCUCUGGGGUCCUGACUUUUCUUACCACAGAUAAGAGUAGGUUGAGGUGAGGAUAGAGGAGGAGGUAGGACAGUGGGAAGUGGGGGUGACGGGGCUAAGCCACACACUAGGGCAGCAUCUGCAGGGCAGAGGCUGACAGCGCCUAGGUUAGGGGUGGGGGCUGCCCUCAGUGGCUGGGAGCCCCAGGUGGAGCCCCAAGUGGCAGACUUCCUGGACACUGCUCACCACAGGCUGGCACCGGGCCUGGACCCCGUCCUGAGCCUGCAUGUUGCCCUUGGGAGUCCUAGACUGGGUCCCGAGCCUGGGCGUCCUGUCAGUAAGGUGAAUGCCCAUCACUUCCUGGGAGUCUGGGCUGGGUUGUGAGAGGACCAGGUAGGGGCCUGGGAGCACGGGAGUACUGGGCCUCACCCUCUUAGCUCCCCAUGUGGGGUUUUGUUUGAUGGAAGGGUCAGAAUACUGAUCGGGCGGCCCGACCCUCUCACUGACCCCCACGCUGAGGCUGAGUGCCUGGAACAGAGGCAGGAAGACCAGGGGUUCCCCUUAACUGCCCUGCUUGAGCAUUUUUAAAGGAUUCCACCCCCACCCCACCCCAGUUUCUCCUGUGUGGCCUCUGACUUUUCAGGGCUUGGGGGACGGGGACUGGGUCCUGUGAGCUGAAGCUAGAUCUGGCUCUUGAAGAUGCCUCCCAAAUGGCCUCCAGAAUAAAGGGGAGGGUGAUGAUAGAGCCACAAUUAGUGCUAGGGUCCUGCUGGGGUGGCUGGGCCUCCAGCUCUGGGCAGCGGGCUAUGAGGUGGCCCUCUGGGACCCUUGGUUUUCUAACCAGGGAGUCAGAUUGAGAAAAAUGAGAAAGGUCCUGGAGGGAGGGGGAGCCCUGCAGACAUGGGGACAUCCGAGGCCUCCUGUGAGGUGUAACUGGACCCCUCCGACCUGCUGGACAUGGGGCAUCUGUGGUCCUGACCCCGGCUCUCUUCCUCCACCUCCCAGGGCCCGUCCUUUACAUAAGGCCCCAGCAGGCUGGGCCCUGGGCCAGGCCCUCAGCCAUGGCCUUCACAGAUCUGCUGGACAGUCUGGGUGGUGUGGGUCGCUUCCAGCUCAUCUACACAGCCCUGCUGCUGCUGCCUUGCAGCCUGCUGGCCUGUCACAACUUCCUGCAGAACUUCACAGCUGCCGUGCCCCACCACCACUGUCGAGGCCCCACAAACCACACUGCGGCCGCCACCAACACCUCGGGGGCCUGGCUGAGGGCCAUCGUGCCCCUGGACCAGCUCGGGGCCCCUGAGCCAUGCCGGCGCUUCACAGAGCCUCAGUGGGCCCUCCUGAGCCCCAACACCUCUGCCCAUGAGCCGGCCACAGAGGGUUGCAAGGAUGGCUGGGUCUACGACCGCAGCGUUUUCCCAUCCACCAUCGUGAUGGAGUGGGAUCUGGUAUGUGAGGCCCGCCCCCUCCGAGACCUGGCUCAGUCUAUCUACAUGGCAGGGGUGCUGGUGGGUGCCGCCGUGUUUGGCAGCCUUGCGGACAGGCUGGGCCGCAAGGGCCCUCUGGUCUGGUCGUACCUGCAGCUGGCAGUUUCAGGGGUCGCCACGGCCUACUUUGGCUCCUUCAGCGCCUACUGCAUCUCCCGGUUCCUGAUGGGCAUGACCUUCUCUGGCAUCAUUCUCAACUCCCUCUCACUGGUCGUGGAGUGGAUGCCCACCCAGGGCCGGACCGUGGCGGGGGUCUUGCUGGGGUACUCCUUUACCCUAGGUCAGCUAAUCCUGGCCGGAGUGGCAUACCUGAUCCGCCCCUGGCGGUGGCUGCAGCUUGCCGUCUCCAUUCCUUUCCUCAUCUUCUUCCUCUAUUCUUGGUGGCUGCCAGAGUCAUCCCGAUGGCUCCUGCUUCAUGGCAAGUCCCAGCUAGCUGUGGAGAACCUGCGGAAGGUGGCUGUUAUGAAUGGGAGAGCGGAGGAAGGAGAAAGGCUGACCAAAGAGGUGGUGAGUUCCUACAUCCAGAGUGAGAUUGCAAGUGUCCGCACCUCCAACUCCAUCUUGGACCUCUUCCGAACCCCGGCCAUCCGAAAGGUCACCUGCUGUCUCAUGGUGGUCUGGUUCUCCAACUCCAUGGCUUACUAUGGGCUGGCCAUGGACCUGCAGAAGUUUGGACUCAGCGUAUACCUGGUGCAGGUCCUGUUUGGGGUCAUAGACAUCCCGGCCAUGCUGGUGGCCACCACCACCAUGAUUUACGUGGGCCGCCGGGCCACUGUGGCCUCCUUCCUCAUCCUGGCCGGGCUCAUGGUGAUCGUGAACAUGUUUGUGCCAGAAGAUAUGCAGACCCUGCGCACAGCCCAGGCUGCACUAGGCAAAGGCUGCCUGGCCAGCUCCUUCAUCUGUGUGUACCUGUUCACUGGAGAGCUAUACCCCACAGAGAUCAGGCAGAUGGGGAUGGGCUUUGCCUCAGUCAACGCCCGCUUUGGGGGUCUGGUUGCACCCCUGGUCACCACGCUCGGGGAGUUCAGCACCAUCCUGCCACCCAUCGGCUUCGGGGCUACUUCAAUCUUGGCCGGACUGGCCGUCUGCUUCCUGGCCGAGACUCGCAAUGCACCUCUGGUGGAGACCAUUGAGGCCAUGGAGAGGAGCCCCCACAGGCACACAACGGGUAAAACCAAAAUGCUGAAUGGACUCAAAGGACAUAGAAAGGCUACAAGGCUUCAAGUGCAAAAAAAGAGAGAAAUGGAGGACAAGUGGAACGAACUGUUUCUUUGUGAUUAUGUGAAGAAAUAAUCACAUGCAAAAAUGCCUUAAACUGUUGAACUAAAAGGUUAGAAAUAAGAGCUACAAGGUAAGGAUAAAAACUCUGAUAAAAACAUUUGGAACAUUGAAAAAGUUCUCAAACUGGAGCGAGCUAAAAGUAGACCAAAGAAAUUGGCAAGAGGUGUUAUUAUUAAAAAAAAAAAUGAAGACUAAUGCAAUUAUGCAGAAUAAAACAUUUUUGGUCGCACAAGGAUAAAAUAAAAGUGACCAGAACACAAAUCAUUUCAAAGAUAGAGGGAUAAAAAUGAAAAAGUCAAAACUGCACCUGGUCCAAGGACAGAGAGCCCCACGGGCAGCCCUCACACUAUUUGGAAGGCUAUUCUAGAUGACUUCCUUGUCACCUCCCCACCCCUGAUUCUCUUCCCUGCUUCGGGCUGGCUGAUUCUCUACCUGGAGCAGAGGGAGAAGAGCCCUGACAGUGCCAAGUCCCCUGGGCUCUCUGUGGCUGCCCCUGGUCCACAGGUGAACCAGGCCCAGCACCAGCAAGUUCAGCGAGCCUGGUGCCACGAUGACCAGCUGGGUGACCUUGGGUGCAUGUCUGACCUUGGGUCCUCAUUGGAAAGCUUUUUGACCUUGCAGUCUUUCCUUGAGGUGCCCCAUGAGCACUAGAGGAAGGGCCGCCAUGGCUUCUACCUUUCUUGGGGGCUUUAGGAUGGUAGAGACACACAUCGUGAAUACUGUGCACAUACCACCUGCUUCUCACCACUUCCUUUCUGCCUUUCUGGCUUGUUUUUCCAUUGCCUUUUCAUUUCAACAGAGUCAAAGAAGGUCUUUCCAGGAAGGAUCCGGAAGAAAAGAGGGAAGAAAUUUCUCUCCAGCAGCUGGGAGCUUCUCCCCUCAAAGAAACCAUCUAAGCUGCCAUGAG
Nyctereutes procyonoides (raccoon dog) is the source of this 3913-nucleotide messenger RNA. Its product is annotated as solute carrier family 22 member 20. Lineage: Eukaryota; Metazoa; Chordata; Mammalia; Carnivora; Canidae. The transcript has 10 exons. Gene Ontology annotation, molecular function: transmembrane transporter activity. The record is from RefSeq and is a predicted model, not a curated record. Gene Ontology annotation, biological process: transmembrane transport. Gene Ontology annotation, cellular component: membrane. The coding region runs from base 1303 to 3018 and encodes 571 amino acids.